AUGGAGCUGGUGGCGGACAGGGCCAAACAGCUCCGCUUCCUCCACGCUGUACCGCAUCUCUGCUUAUCGGCACAGAAGCAGGGGCGGGACACCCUGGAGCCCCCGGUCUCCAAAGCGGCCAUCGUGGAGAGCAUUGCGGAGCUGACUGAAAAUCUCCCUGGUCCGUCAGAGCCAAGCUCCAUCAUGCCCAGCUCCAUGGCCGCAGUUUGCAGCCUCAGCAAACUGAAGCCACCGCUUGCCCUGGAGCUAGAAUCUCGCCUUCUGCGGGCUCUUCUGAACAGGAUGUACACCCUGGGCACUGGGCAGGACACCACACACUUCCGGGCUCUGCACAACCGCUAUUCACAGAGCCGGGACACCAUCCUCAGGGGCCUUCUGACAGAGACCCCCACCAUGGAGAAGCUGCAGCACCUCCUGGAGCACGUCCAUCCCUCUCUCCUGUCAAACAACACCCAGGAGAGAGCCAGGGCCGUACAGACCAGCGCGGCCCUGCUCCAGUUUGCCACCUCCCUGCCUGGAUUUGACACCUCCUCCAUCUUCUCCAAGGCAGGUGAAUUCGUGCUGCAGCUGGGUCUCUGUGUAUCUCACCCAGCCAGUGACAUCAGUCGGCAAGCCAGGGGUGGGAUCUAUUGGCUGCACAAGCUCCUGCUCCAGAAGAGGGGGCUCAACACCAGAGAGGCCCCAGACCUGUGGUGCCGGGACGGGCUCCAUGACCCCGAGCGCCUGGGGUAUAGAAACCUGGCCAGGGUGGGAGAGGUCUUUGGCGAGCUCUUCACAGAGGAGCAGAAAAGAUCUUUCCUCGAGGCGGGGCUGCUGGCCAUCCACGACCCCCUCCUCCGCGUCAGCCAGGCUGGCCUGGUGCUGACCUAUUCCAUCUUGGGGGAAGCCGGCCAGCUGCUAGAGGACGAGGAGGACAUUACAGCCAACAUAUCGGUCCAACUAUUUAAUAUCAGGGUCUUGGGCCAGGUGCCCGAAGCCCUUCAGGGGCUGUGCUCCGUGGGGCAGCAUUGAAGACCACCCCCUCUUCGCAUGACCAGCUCCCACCCCCUGCCGCAGCCUCGCUCCAGGUCCUCCAGCCACCCGCUCCAGCCCUGCCUCCUCCUCCUCGUGAUCUUCCCCGACACCCGCAAUUUCGACCACCCGGCUUCGACCUCCGGCGCAGAUACGGACUCUGGCUCCGGAUGUGCCUGCACAUAGUCAACACCUGGCUGCAGUAGACAGGCCCCACCAUAAAUCAAACCCUAACCCCGCCCCAUGACCCCUUAGUCCCUCCCAGCUGUCUCCGGAAGUCCCACCCCAUGGGGGUAUUUCUUCGUGGUCAAGGCGGCCACAUGACUGGAAGCCAGGUGUGUCAUGUGACCCCUCUAAGAACUCCUCCCACCACCCUCUACCAAUCAGGAUGGGUUUCCUCCUGGAAGGUCCACCCCAAGAG
Molecule: messenger RNA, 1432 nt
Organism: Mauremys reevesii (Reeves's turtle)
Lineage: Eukaryota; Metazoa; Chordata; Testudines; Geoemydidae
Product: maestro heat-like repeat-containing protein family member 7
Exons: 11
Coding region: 1-1011 (336 amino acids)
Cellular component (GO): cytoplasm
Source: RefSeq, a predicted model, not a curated record